Molecule: messenger RNA, 297 nt
Organism: Funneliformis caledonium
Lineage: Eukaryota; Fungi; Glomeromycota; Glomeromycetes; Glomerales; Glomeraceae
Source: the annotation of a GenBank genome assembly
AUGUUUGAAAAAAAAAAUGGUGAAUUACUCGAGUUAAAAUUACAUCGUACCGUUCAUUUUCAUCAAAAUAUAUUAGAAUUUUACGGAAUCACAAAGAAAGAUCCUGCUAUACAAGCAGGGGAAAGAGAAGAAGUUAUUGAUAAAACCCCUAUUGAAUAUAGCAACUUAUAUAUGGAUUGUUGGAAAGGUGAACCCGACGAGCGCCCAAGUAUACAGGAAGUUGCUUCGGCCCUUAAAUCCCUUAAACAAAGAAAUUUCAGAUAUAAACAAGGACUUAAUAAUAACAAAUUUCAUUGA